GGUGCCACGUCGGUCGGAGGCUGGGGUGUUGAAAGUUGAAACCGUCAGAGAGAUGCGCGGGCGAGGAUUCAGAACUUUCGGUUCCUGCAACAAUCACCGUCGUCUUCUCCCCUUCUUUCUUAUUAUAUUCAGUUUCUAUGUAAACGAUCAUUUUGAUAAGAAACCCUAGAGAAGUAGCAGUUUCACUGUGAGGACGUGAAAGAGAGCAAGUAUGGGUAACUGGAUGAACAAGGAGCCACCGCCGCCAAUGGUGCUGGUUCCACCCCUCUUUGAUUUCCCUCCUCUCGCUGCUCGCACCAGGAUGUUGGAUUCAUCAUAUAACCUGCUAUUUGGGAAGCUUGCUUUAAAAUGCCUCUUUGAGGAUUAUUUUGAAGAAGCAAAACAUUUUAGCACAAGAAUUAUGUUGAAACCGAUUGAUGAUCCUCAUGUUGAUUUAAUUGCAACAGUCUCAGGCCCACUUGAUCAUAAGCCCGAGGAAAAAAUUGCAGGAAAUGCAUUGUUUCGCUGGCAAAGUGACAUUGAUGAUCCUCAUACUUUCAUGGACCUUUUCGUAUCGACUUCUGAUCCGAUUUUACAGAUGAGGUCUUGUGCAUACUCUCCAAGAUUUGGAGUUGGAACUUUUGGUAUUCUUCCAGUUCUAAUGAAGAAAAGAGUAUCUUCUGAGGACUAUGGUAUAAUGGGACUGAGAUAUGGCUCUGGAAAUUUUUCCGUAGGAGCCACGAUUUUACCUUUUGCUUUGAAAGAUGAAUUACCAAAGAGUGCAUGGCUGGUGAGCAAGAUGGGAUCUCUGACGGUUGGAGUGCAAUAUGAGCCGCAAUAUGCAAGCAAAGAUGGUGAAAAAUAUAAAAACUUGAUGAAUUGGAGUUGUGCAAUUGGCUAUGGAGUUGGAUCAGGAAGCCCCUUGAGUCCUUCUUUCAACUUUGGUCUUGAACUUGCCAAAAGUUCUCAGUUCAUUGCCUCAUUUUAUCAACAUGUGGUCGUUCAGAGACGGGUGAAGAACCCCCUUGAAGAAAAUGAAAUUGUUGGAAUUACAAAUUAUAUAGACUUUGGCUUUGAGUUACAGACAAGGGUCGAUGAUGUGAAAACAUCAAAGGAUAUCCCGGAUUCCAGUUUUCAAGUAGCUGCAUCCUGGCAAGCCAAUAAAAACUUUUUACUAAAGGGGAAGAUAGGACCUCUCAGCUCAACAGUAGCAUUGGCAUUCAAGUCAUGGUGGAAACCUUCUUUCACUUUCAAUAUUUCAGCUACAAGAGAUCGAACAGUUGGAAAGACUGCGUAUGGAUUUGGCAUUCGUGUUGAAAACCUUAGACAAGCCAGCUAUCAAAGAGCUGAUCCAAAUUUUGUGAUGCUGACACCGAGCAAGGAGCAUUUAGCAGAGGGCAUUCUCUGGAAAAUUGGGAAGAGACCCAUGUUGCAAUCAGAUGUAAAUGCUGGAAAUUUUGAUGGCUUACCUAAGGAAUUGAGACCCUUGGCCAAGAUUUUGUAAAUUCUGAUUCUCCUUUUUUGUUCUACUUCGUUAAUAGGAUUCAGAACCAAAUUUAUAUUUGAUUUGAUAAGGAGGUGCAUGUUCUUUCA
Messenger RNA from Tripterygium wilfordii, 1572 nucleotides. RefSeq lists its product as uncharacterized. Lineage: Eukaryota; Viridiplantae; Streptophyta; Magnoliopsida; Celastrales; Celastraceae. The record is from RefSeq and is a predicted model, not a curated record. The transcript is spliced from 14 exons. The coding region runs from base 212 to 1483 and encodes 423 amino acids.